Molecule: messenger RNA, 3443 nt
Organism: Labrus bergylta (ballan wrasse)
Lineage: Eukaryota; Metazoa; Chordata; Actinopteri; Labriformes; Labridae
Gene: mpz
Product: myelin protein zero
Biological process (GO): myelination
Cellular component (GO): plasma membrane
Source: RefSeq, a predicted model, not a curated record
UUUCUGUUGUUGUCCCGUUUUUGAAGCCCCGUGUCCUGGCAUCCUGCGCCCCAUCCACUCUCUUUUCUUCCUUUCCUUUCUUUGCCCUCCUUUUGACUCCGCGCGCUCCCUCCAGAGUGGGACCCCUUCCUCGUCGGCACAACUCCUCGUUGGCAUCAAGUCUUUUGGGAGCUCCGUAGAAACCAGAAACCAUGCUGACGUUUUUGGCGCUGGCGUCGGUUGUCCUCCUGGGAAUAGUGCCUGAGCAGUCCCAGGCCAUAGUGAUCUACACCGGCUGGGAGCGCCACGCCCUGGUGGGCUCCGACAUCCGGCUGUCCUGUUCCUUCUUCUCCUGGCGCUGGACCUCCGAGGACGUCACCUUCUCCUGGACGUACAGGCCUGAUGGCUCCCGGGACAGCAUCUCUAUCUUCCACUACACCGGUGGUGCUGCCUACGUUGACAACAAGGGCCCCUUCAGGGACCGGCUGGAGUUUGUGGGCAACCCGGGCCGCCGCGACGGCUCAAUCCUGCUCAAGAACCUGGACUUCAACGACAACGGCACCUUCACCUGCGACGCCAAGAACCCCCCUGACAUAGUGGGCCGGCCCUCCAGCGUUCGCCUGCUGGUUUUUGAGAAGGUACCCAUCCAGGCCGGCGUGAUCACGGGAGCCAUCAUCGGGGUGGUGCUGGGCCUGCUGGUGCUCAUUGUGGUCAUCUACUACCUGAUGAGGUUCCUGGUGGCGCGCCGCGUCUUCAGCCUCAGUGUCAGCAAACAUGGCAAGAAAAAGAAAGAGGGAUCACAGCAGAGACAGGGCCCCGCGCCUCCCGCCGACCCCUCCAAGAUAAAGGUCUGACUUCUCCAUGACUGCCUCCACUCCUCUAGUCUGCUCCCUCCUUUUCUGCUCAGCCUGAUGCAACCCCCAUUAUUUCCUAUUAUCUCCACUCUUUCCAGACAGCACUGGCUGUAAGAAUAGCCCUGCUAUAUCAGUGGCAUUGGCGUCGAAUACAUUUAAAAAAAAACGUCUCAUAGGAGACCCUAUAUGCACUCAUUGGGCAGCCUUUAAAAAACAGUUUCAAGGCCUAACUAUGCACAUAACAUCCUUAAGAGGAAACCCGAAAAGACCGUCCCACUGUGUUUAGAGUCCCCUGAAUCUCCCGCUUUAAUGUUUACGACUCAAUCACACACACUGAGCGGAGCUGCGAGCGCACUCUGGACUUCAGAUAGAGAGAAAAAAAAAAGAGAGAGACAGAGAAGCAGAGGAGAGGGAUAGCGGCAGAGAAAUAUGAUUCCUGCUCUCGGCCCAGCAGAGAUAGAGGUUCAAGCCCCCGGAGCUCGGGGUGAUUCAAUCCUCUCAACAUUUGAGCUAAUGGAGGUUGUCGCCCCGUGUCCCUGCCCCGGCUAAAGGGGGGCUAUUUCUGGCCCUAUAAGAACGUACAGGGCUUACUGUAACAGCUGCACAUUCUUCAGCCAUCUGGGGGGGGAAGGUGGGAGGGGGAAGAAGAGAGAGAGGCAAGUUUUUGUGCACGAGGGGGGGGGGCUGUCCGUUGUCGACUCGGCGGCCGGUGACUGACAACCUGGAAUGACGUCACGGCCACAGAGGGCGGUCAGGCGCGUUCAGGAGUCUGACAAAGGGGCUUAUGGGAAGAGGUGCAGCUUCUGUGCUCUCAGAGUUAUUUUAGGUCCGGUUAAUCCGCCUGCACGUUUCUCCUUGCCAACCCAAGGCUAAUUAUUAUAGCACGUGCCGGUGAAGGGAUAUCUCUCUCGACAUCUCUCUCUCUCUCUCUCUCUCUCUCUCUCUCUCUCUCUCUCUCUCUCCUCCUUCCUCUUGUUAUUCGCAUCUCUGGAUUCAUCUCCGAACUCCUCCUUCGUUCUCUCUGUCCUUACGUCUUUGCCUUUCUUCAUCUCUUUCCUCUUCCUGUCGUCGGGUGACUCUGAUCUGCAUUAUUCCCCACCACAGAAAAAAGGCCUCUACACAAUCCACUCCGCUCUUUAAGCCUCUCCUUAUCUGACUGCCAAGCCUACAGCACAAUGCUCUGACUCCUCUUUCCUCUCUUCAGUCCUUCCUCGUCCUUCUUCUUCUUCUUCUUCUUCUUCUUCUAUUUUUAAAACUCUUGAGUCGGACAUCUCCAAACCCCUCCCUCCGUAUUGCCCAAUGAUCGACGACUGCCAGCUCACUCGCCCUUCAAAACUCCACCACCCGCCAAAGGCAUGUCCCCUGCCGGCCCACCCGUCCCCCCCCUUCCCCCAAGCCAACCUUACUGUCUUGUUUCUGCUGGUCCGAAUGCCAAAAAAAAUGCUCUCCUCUGCCCCCUCCUGGCAAAGGAAGGCAAACAUAUUGGCAGAAAUUCGCCUUUAGUUCUCGCUAAAGACGCCAAACAGAAACUCAUAAUCUAGCUAGCUCUCUUCCGGUCGCAAAUACGACGUGUGUUUUAUGUAUAUGUGUGUUAAGUUAAGAGUGUUAAAAAAUUAGAUUUGAUAUAAGCAAAAACAGUGUCACCCUAAGUAAAGCAAAUAAUGUAUUUUGAAAUGUUUUACACAAGAAACAACAGGAAGAACAUGUUUUUUCCAAGGGAAGAAAAUGUAGUUGCGUUUCAUGAAAGAUGUGAUUAUGUUUCUGACCUCGUGUGUUAUGGAAGGUACUGUGUGGCUGUCGUUUCUGUUUCGAGCAGAAGGUAAAUCGAGGUUUUCCAUGCAGUGUUAGAAGAAGAAAGGAUUAAAGGUGAAUAAAGGUGGGGUUAGCCUCAGAUUCAGCGCGAUGUGGCUAGGGAGUGAAAACAAAAAAAAAAAGGCGAGGGGAGGAAGGUGCUUGCUGAAGGAGAAAGCUUUGGUGGAAGAGAGUUAUCUGACGUGUUAAGCCAAGCCAAAAAUCCAUAUGUAUCACCACUGAUAGAGCCGGCUCUUCCCCCAGAGCUUUCUCUAAGAGGUGCUCCUUCUCCAACCCUGAGCCAAAGAUGGAUUGUGAUCUGCGUGCUUGAUAUGCAGGGUGGAUAGCAUAGACUUGAAUGUUCCUUUAAAAUUCAUAACAGGAAUGGAGGUGCUAAAAAAAAAAAGAAAAAUCCAUGUUUAUAACUGGAGAUCUGUUUCACUAGUCGCUGUUUAACUAUCCAGUCAGAUGGAUUAGUUUGAAUGUUUUCUUCUUUUUCUGCAAAGCCACACAGACACCUGACAUAAGACAAACAGCACUAAAAAGCCUUUUAAAAGUGUUUUAUAUGUAUUAUGAACUGUGUUAGUCAUAGUUGCAAAAAUUAACCUUCCUUUAUUUCAAAUGACUGGAGCUUCUUACACAUUUUUUUUUUUUUUUUUUUUUUUUUUUUACAUUUCUUUUUAAUGCUUCUGAUAAAUCUAGAGCGCUAACAACUUUUGAUGACUCUGUAUAAUAUGUUGUAAAGAGACCAUAAAUAAAAAAAGCCCCAAGCGCAGCUGUUGUCAACAGAAGACAGUAAAGUAAACCCAGCUGAAAAUG